This is a messenger RNA of Monopterus albus (swamp eel), 2112 nucleotides long. RefSeq names its product IQ motif containing E (gene iqce). Lineage: Eukaryota; Metazoa; Chordata; Actinopteri; Synbranchiformes; Synbranchidae. The record is from RefSeq and is a predicted model, not a curated record. Bases 143 to 1207 code for a protein of 354 amino acids. Gene Ontology annotation, molecular function: protein binding. The transcript is spliced from 10 exons.
AAUCAAAGGUUACAGGGAGUGGAGUAAACAAAGACUGUUGAGAAGGCUGCUGGAAGUGGAGAAGAGGCUGCAGGACAGCAGACGACACACCCAGCCAGCACAGAGCAGCGGCCGAUUGGAUCAGGAGGGCCAAGCCACGCCCAUGGAUAGUCUGGGGUUUACCAUGGCAACAGAGGCAGUAGUCUCCGUGGGAACAAACACUGAAGAUGGGAAGGAGGUUUCAAAUUUGAGGAAGCGCCUCAACCAGUUGGAGAAGGAGAGGGCGAAGCUUCAAGAGAUGCUGUCAAGUAGAGAUGAUGAACUGAGACAACUCGGGACAGAAAGAGAAGAACUGGAGAAAAAAACAGAAAGAUGGAAGGCUGAACAGACAAAACAGUGGGAGAAAGAGAGACAGCACCAAAAACAGGAGUUGGAGCAGUUGUUGGUGAGGAUCCUAAUUCUGGAGGAAGACAAAAUCAAAACCGCACAAGCUGAACACUCCUCUCUCUCUGCCACGAUGGCAAAGGACCAAGAGGACGUCCGAGGCAGAUCAGGUCUGAAGGAGGGCGAAGAGUGUGACACUGGGGGUGGAAAGAAGGAUGGGCAAAGAGAUGUAGAGAAGAAGAGGAGUAAAAAUAGACCACCUAAAGAAAAAGAGGAAGCAGCAAGGGUCAUCCAGAAAAACUGGAGGGAGUAUAGAAAUAGGGACAUUGUUAUGGUGCAGUCAGCAUUAAGAGGCCACCUCCUCAGAGAGUCACAGCUCAAGGACCUGCCGAAAGACACACAGAAUAAGGCUGAAGAAGCACCAAACCACAGUGAUGUAGUUUCCUCUGUAGGAGACAUGGAUGUUGGUGACUUGACGAUGAUACAGUCUGCACUCAGAGGACACCUGGCUCGUUCUAGUCUCACAAUGGAAAGCCCAGUGUUCUCUGUGCCUUCUUCAAUGGGACAAAGUUUGCCCAAGCAGGUGCCAGGAGGAGCUCACUCAACAGACACACCCAGCAGAACAGGUGCUGCAUCCCUCCAUAAUGAUGAGAAAAGGUGGGGUGGUGAAGGAAAUCCACAGCCUGUUUCUGGCACUCAUGCCUUAACGCCCACAGCAGACCAGUCAGAGCUCCACUGCACAGCCGAGUCUAGAGGAGCUGCUGCUGGGGAUUCUGACGAUUCAGAUGACAUCAUUGUGUCCCCAUCACGUCCUCUCAGAAGUAGAGAAGGCUUGAUCUCAUAGACCUGAGUUGUGUGAGUUACUGUGUGUGUGUGUGUGUGAGAAAGAAUAGGUAGGAAGAAUGUCUACCUGUGUUUUUAGUCAGAGGUGUAAGGUCCAGUCCAGGUUCUUAAUUAACCUGCAAACAAUAGCUGGGAUAUUCCAAAAUUAUUCAGGGUAGUAUGGAACAUAGACAAUAUUUGCUGUUUGCCAAUUUUGUUGCCUGUGUAGCACUACCACAGUAAUAACUAGGGAAGUCGGUGUCAGAAUACAUUGAUGCAUCCAAUGUCUUGACAGAAUGACUGCUAAGUCUAAAAGCUUGGACCUUGGAUGCUUUUUUGGCAACGUGGAGGAUAAGGCACUUGUGCACUGGAAAUGAGUAUUUUUAAUUUGGAUUUAUUCUUUAGUUUGAAUUCUUCUUUUGUAGCCUAUCAUUGGAGCAACUUAUUCUCAGUGGUUGUUCUCUUUUACAAAGUGCCUACUGCAUGGAUAUUUAAAAGCAAAUCGCAUUAGCAAAUGUAUGCAUUUCUCUCAACCUGACUCCAAGUUAGCCACAUCACUGUAAAGUCCUUUGUAUUUCACAGCCUUGAAAUAAUCAUUUUGACAUGGCUUAUUUGUAACACACAAACAACAGUACAUUAAUGUGUCAUGUAUGUUUAAGUUGUGGCUAAUUCGGAGGUAUAAUUGAGGAAUGACUCUCAGUUGAUGCACUAAACUGUGAAUAAAUUAUAGAUCGUUCUGCUGCAAUGCUAAAACACACUGUCAGUACAGUGGAGGAUACACAGAGAGUGUGAAUAAUGUCUGUGCUCUGAAAUCGACAAUUGGUAACAUGGAAAAAUAGUUGACAAAGAAAAUGGAUGAGUACAGUUUUCUCCACGUAAUGUGUGUAAUUUCUCAGAGACAUUCAAUAAAAUACUUUUUAUAAUGAA